Molecule: messenger RNA, 1830 nt
Organism: Caenorhabditis bovis
Lineage: Eukaryota; Metazoa; Nematoda; Chromadorea; Rhabditida; Rhabditidae
Source: the annotation of a GenBank genome assembly
AUGGAUGGACAUGAGCAGUCGUUUAUCAUUGAUUGUGCUCAACAUGCACUGGAUGCGCUCGAUCAUCAAAUUGUCGGAUUAGAAGAACAGGAAAGGCAAAUCGAACAACUUAUUACUGAGUUCCAAUCAUCACAACAAGGACAAUGCUGCUUAUUAGAAGGAGAACCGAAUUGUGGUCGGGAAAGCGUUUUAAUGAAGGUUUUAGAGAAGUUUGACCUGCCUUUACGCGUUGUGAAUGUUGGAUAUAUUUCCGCGGAUCCGUUGAUCCAAGAAACGCUGGCACGAGAGAAAAAUGAAGGGUUUUCGGUAUUCCUUAUUCGGGAUGCUGAUGAGCUUUUGACACCGCAUCAACAGGAGUUCUUGUACACAAUGGCUGAUAAAGCGACGCGCUUCUCUUGGUUUGUAUUUUUUUCGAUCACAAGACAUAGUUUUGCUGCGAAAUUAGAAAAGCGUGGAACUUCGAGAAUGCCGCGAAUUCGAGUCACUUUUGAUCAGGCACCGAAUUUCGAAGAGUUUUGUGGUGCUUUUCGCAAAUUUCUGAUUCCGGCAAAUAAUAAAAAUGUAUUGUCCCCAUAUUACAUAGAAUUUGUAGAUAAACUAAACUAUCAGAAAUGGUUGAAGCCAGUCUAUGAGCGUUACAAUUAUGAUGUCUUGAAGCAAAUUGCUGCCCAGAUUCUUAUGCGGAUUGCUUUUAUUGACGAAAAGGAAAAUUUCGAGACAUUCAGCGCGAAAGACGUGACAACGAUAAUUGAAGAAACUAUUGGAUUCUGCAUUCCGGGCAACAAUCGAAGAUUGCAGUUGCUUCAUGAUCAAACUCUCCGAACACAAUGCGUUUUUCUAUGUAUUCAUCGACUUGUCAAGAAUCGGCCAGCGGAUAAUGCACUUCUCACACCAAAAACAACUUAUCGAACCGUGUUUUUAGAAUAUAAAAAGCUUGCAAACAAGAAUUACACUAUUCUCGAUGUCCAUAGCGAUAUUUUCAUUUUUCGAGAAAUCGAUCAUCUUGUGGAAUUAGGGCUUGUCAAGGCGGAUAAGGGGGCAAAUGUGACCAACACUUCAUUCAGGAAAGUUUGGCUUGACGUUGAUCCGCUGACCGUCGAGAAAUCGAUUCCUUCUUUCCAACUUCCCACAAAAAUGACGGAAGAAUAUGAUGUCGUUGCGCCGCCGAAUGCGAAGAAAAUGAAGACUGAUAUGACAAAGGAGGAGAAGAAAAUUUUGUAUGUGGUUUUGGAAGGAUGUAGCCUUGAAACUGCCAAGAUUGGUGGCGAAUACGUGAUUCUGGCGAGUGACAAGCACGCCAAUUUUCUGAGAAAACAGAAAAAGGACCCGGCAGAUUAUCGGCCGGACAUUCUUCAUCAGUGUUUGUUGAAUCUCCUCGACAGUCCUUUGAACCGCGCCGGAAAACUUCGAGUUUUCUUCCGAACCACAAAAAAUGUGCUAGUGGAUGUGUCGCCCCAAUGCAGAAUUCCGAGAACAUUUGAUCGAUUUUGUGGGCUUAUGGUUCAACUUUUGCAUAAAUUGUCGAUUCGAGCAGCCGAAACCUCACAAAAACUCAUGUCGGUUAUCAAAAAUCCAGUCACCAAUUAUUUACCAGUCGGUUCAAAAAAGAUAUUGAUGUCGUUUAACACACAGGAAAUCUGCCUUGCUAACAAACUAGUCUCACCGGAAUCAGACGAGCCAUUAGUUGUGAUUAUUGGAGGAAUUGCGAGAGGGAAGAUCUCCAUUGACUACAAUGAUUCCGAAAUGAAGAUCAGCAACUAUCCGCUAAGUGCUGCAUUGGCUUGCGCAAAAGUAACCAGUGGUCUCGAAGAGAUUUGGGGAAUUAUUUAG